Messenger RNA from Striga hermonthica, 2566 nucleotides. The record is from the annotation of a GenBank genome assembly. Lineage: Eukaryota; Viridiplantae; Streptophyta; Magnoliopsida; Lamiales; Orobanchaceae.
GUGGAUUGUCAUGGGUGAAUCUCACGAUAAGGGCAAGGAGGAUGACCUAGCUAAUCGUCUCAAAGGUUUUUCUUUGUCGGCAGCUGAGGCCUUAGUCACAGACAUCGAGCAAGUUGAUAUCCGGCGAAGUGCAGAAGCAUGCCGACGUAGUCUGUUCGGAAAGGUGAUAGGUGACCGCCGUGCUAGCUGGAUUGGUAUAAAGAGGACGAUGAAUAAUAUAUGGAAGCUGCAAAAACCAAUGGACAUUAAGGAGCUGGAACCUAAUUAUUUUCAGUUCAUCUUCCAAAAUAGGGAAGACUUGGAAAAAGUUGUAAGCGGUACCAACUGGAUUUAUGACAACCAAUAUUUGAUUCUCCGUGAAUGGGAGCAAGGGCUAAAUAGCUUGCAUAAGGGAUUCAAUGAGUUGCUGCUCUGGGCACAGGUAACUAACCUUCCCCUUGACUGGCUUAGUGCUGAAGUUGGGCUUAAAAUAGGGAAGGCAUUCCCGGAUGUCAAGAAUGUUCUAGUUCAAAACAUAAGCCCCCAUGGUGGUAAGAUGUUAAAGCUUCUGGUUUCUAUCAACCUCGGUGAACCACUACCAAGAUGCACCAAUAUUAGGCUGGGGGAUCAAAUUGCUACAGUGGGGUUUCAAUAUGAGAGGCUGGUAAGUCUUUGCUAUUACUGUGGAGUCAUUGGACAUCUGGACAAAAGCUGCAAGAAAAGGCUUGAAGACAUCAAAAAUCAAGCUCUGAAAGAGGGGCAAUAUGGAGAUUGGCUCAAGACUGAAGAUAUCAUACCAGGGACUUAUGCUAGUCCUUCAAGUUCUAGACAAUCUCCAUUUACCAGUCAAGCUCCUGCAACAGCCAAUUCAAAUAAUCCAUCAAGUUCAACUGGGCAAAUCCCAGAAAGCCCUAUUCCCAUAUCAGCCAUGAAAAGUUUACAGGAGACAUGCCCACAAGAUACAGUAGACUCAUCCUCAGAGGUUCCUGAACUGCAUCCUUCAACUCAAUUGGUAUUAUCUGAUCUGGCCACUUCGAAUCAACAGCACUCUAUGGAGAUAGUGAACUCUGCUACUCCUAUCCAAGAAAAAGAUAAGCUAAUGGAGAUUGAACUCUCCCUCCCUUCCAUUUCAAACAUAACUCCUCAGAAGAUUACUUCAAUGCAGAAAGAGUCUUUUAGGACUCACCACCCAUUGUUUUUCUUUCUCUCUGAAACUAAAAAUAAUGGAACUUAUGUUAAGUCUGUUAGUAGGAAGCUGGGAUUCACAGACAGACACUAUAUUGUGGAUCCUAGAGGGCAAAGUGGUGGACUUCUAUUGCUCUGGCAUCAGGAUGUGAAUAUUAUCAAUGUGGUUUCUAAGGAUUUUUACAUUGCUGUCAACUAUUCUCUGAAUCAUGAGGAUCAAGGCUGGGGUGUAUUUGUUUAUAUGAGUACUGAUAAAAGAACCAGGGAAGCUCAGUGGAUGAUUUUGGAAGAAGAUAGAUACUCUUGGGGUGAAGUGUGGUUCUCAAUAGGAGAUUGGAACUCUAUCUGUGCCAAGGAAGGAAAAAAAAGGGGAAGACCCAGAAAAGAUAGAAGUUUUGAUGGCUUCAACAAAUUCAUCUCCAACAUGGAAAUGGAAGAGAUUGGUAUGGAAGGACACCAGUUUACAUGGGGGAACAACAGAGAUACUGAGGGAUAUGUUGAAGAGAAGCUGGACAGAGCAUUUGCUUCUUUUGAAUGGCUCAGUUCACACCCCAAUGCUAAAGUGCUUAAUGUGAUAAGAACAGCCUCAGAUCACUCUCUCCUUAUUCUUAAUGCUGGUUCUCAAGAAUCUAGAUGCAAGAGGAGAUUUGCCUUUGAUAGAAGAUGGAUUUCUAAAGAAGGAUUUGCUGAGGUAGUGCAGAAAGCCUGGUCCAUUCCUCAGUCUGGCACACCUUUCUUCAGACUCAAAGAAAAAGUGAAGCAGACAAGAAUUGCUCUUCUCAUAUGGAGCUCAAAAUUCAAAUCUCAAAACCAAGAAAAGAUUGCUGCUCUUUCUAAUAAGCUUGAGGAAAUCAGAGAAGCUGGUAGAGCAGAUAAUUGGGAGGAAUGGAAUUCAGUUUCAAAAGAACUUAAGGAUGCUUAUACCUAUGAGGAGAAAUUCUGGGCUCAGAAAGCAAGAGUACAGUGGCUAAAGGAGGGGGACUCUAACACUAAAUUUUUCCAUGCUUAUUCUAUGUCCAGAAGAAGGCAGAAUGCAAUCUCAAGACUUAUCACUGAUGCUAACAGAGUCUACUCUUCUAGAAGGGAUAUUGAAAAUCACAUUACCACUUACUACUCUUCAUUGUUCUCUUCAGAAGGUUCUUGGGGGGGAGAUUCCAUGUUGCACCUCAUUCCUCAAUCAAUCUCAUCAUCUGCAUUUUUCAGUAAAAACACCUCUCUUACUGCUCAGAAUCAAGUGUGUGCUAUUAUGGCUGGUAUUCAACUGCAUUCAUCUACCAGAUAUCUGGGCCUCCCUCUGGGGAUUGGCAGAUCAAAAUCAGAAGUGUUCUCUUAUGUCUUAGACUCAGUAAAAGCUAAACUGUGGAGUUGGAAGAAUAAGAUGAUCUCAGUUGUUGGCAAGGAG